Messenger RNA from Zea mays, 2126 nucleotides. RefSeq names its product RING-H2 finger protein ATL65-like. The transcript has a single exon. Gene Ontology annotation, molecular function: transferase activity. Lineage: Eukaryota; Viridiplantae; Streptophyta; Magnoliopsida; Poales; Poaceae. Gene Ontology annotation, biological process: protein ubiquitination. The record is from RefSeq and is marked validated. Bases 417 to 1613 code for a protein of 398 amino acids.
AUUCUCAAUCUUAUUUUUUUUCUGACAGCUAUGCACAAAAUAGCUUCACAUUGUGGAAUUCGAUGUCUCGUGUGGAUAUCCAGAUUUGAUGAUCUCUGCUCUGCAAGGGACAAGGGAGUGGGGGAAAAGAAGUGUGAGAUCCCUGCACCGGUAGAAUGGAGGUCAGCGUUCCAUAAAUAAAACCACCGCACCAACCAGCGCGAGAGGUGAGUGGUGCGGGUGCGUGGCCGCUCGCAGGCCCCCGGUGCACCGCAUCGCGCUCAACCACGUCCACGGACGCAUCAUGCCGCCCCGCUGCUGCCUCGCUUUCUCCAGCAGCGGCAGCGGCUCUUGCCGCCGCGCCAUGUGCUCGCAUCCACCUCCGACUCCUCCUGCGCACUGACCCGCCCAGCCACAGGAACCAAGACACUGCCGUCAUGCGCGCGCCGCCCAGGCGGCCGUCCCCUGCUCCUGCGCCUGCUCCGUGCGCCGCCAGCUCGCCGCCUUCUCCCUACGCGGCGUUCGCGUCGCCGGGUCCUGGCCCGGUGUUCGCGGGCGGUGGCGGCGCCGGACCGAGCCUGAGCCCGCCGCUGAUCGCGAUGCUAGCGGUGGUGGGCGCGGCGCUGCUGGUGGUGCUGUACGCGCGGCUGGUGAGCCGCGUGUUCCGCGCGGCGCGGCGGCGGUGGAGGCGGCGGCGCCGCCUCCGGCUGCUGCUGAUCCCAGGGUCCCCCUCGGCGCGCGGCGGGGACGACUCGUUCGCGUCCUUCACCACGUACGACAACUACUACCACACCUUCUCGCCCUACUGCGGCCUGGACGCCGCCGCCAUCAAGUCGCUCCCGUCGGCGCAGUACCCGGGCGGCGGCGGCGGCGCGUGCAGGGAGUGCGCGGUGUGCCUGCUGGAGUUCGCGGGCGGCGACGAGCUCCGCGCGCUGCCGCUGUGCGCGCACGCGUUCCACGCCGACUGCAUCGACGUGUGGCUGCGCGCUCACGCGUCCUGCCCGCUGUGCCGUGCCGCCGUGGCGCUGCUGCCGCCGCCCGUCGCGUCGCCGCUGCACCGCGCCGCGCGCCGGGUGCGGCCCAGCCUGGACGACCUCCUCUUCUUCCACCCGGUGCCGCAGCCGCAGACGCUGGCCGAGCAGCAGCAGCAGCAGCAGGCGGAGAUCGCGCCGGCCAGCCCGGACCAGCAGCUGCUCUCCGCGGCCGCCGGCGCCAGGGACUUCCUGCUCAAGCGCUCCUACUCCUUCGGCUUCGAGCGCAACCUCGCCGUGGAGGCGUCGUCCCCUCCGUGGCGCUACCGCUCGGUUGUCGCCGCAACCGACGGUGGCGCGGCCUCCCGCGGCCGCGGCUUCUGGAGCAAGCGCUGGCCAUCCCCGUUCGGCGGCGGAUCCGCGGCCGCCCGCGUCUUCUCCUUCCGGUCGUACCGCGGCGCGGCGGGCAAGCCGUCCCCGUUGUCCCGCCGGUGCCGCGGCGGGAGCGGCUUCUUCAUGUCGCUGGCGUCGGAGCCGCCGUCGGUGCUGGCCGCGGCGAGGCGGAGCCGCGCGGCCGCCGCGUCCAGCCGGCUCCGGUGCGGGGACCCCGAGGCGCUGCUGUCGCCGGACCGGCUGGCUGAGCCGCUGAGGCAGCGGCUGUGACUGUGACUGUGACUGUGUGCGGAUCUCGGUCUCGCUGGCCGCUCGUGGUGGUGGGCCUGGCGCCUGCGUGGAGACGAGGGCGGGCAGUAAUGGCGCGAUAAAUGCGACGCCCUGCCACGGUUUUAAUGGCGGGAGGACGUGUGCCCAGACCGCGUGGUGGUGUCGCUUCCGGUUCCGCCCCUAGCAGCACUCACUCACUCCCACGGGCCACUGCGCUUGGCUCCGCAGCGCAGCGCAGCGCUGUCUCCUCUGCUCUCUCGUCUCGUUUGACCAUGGGCGUGUAGGGGCCACCAGUGGGCACGGGCAGGCAUGUCCGGGCCGUCCGAUCAGAAAACGACGGCAUCGGAUGGAGCCCCCGUUUUCUCGCCGGACGGCCUCGAUCAAGCGUCUCCUGUUUUCGACUGUAUUUUCAGCGAAGCGAUUGUUCUGCUGCGUCUUGGGUCUCCGAUGGGCACUCCGCUCUUCUGAGUCUCCACUCUCCACCGGGGUUGUUUCAUAGAAAUUUGCAUCCCA